Messenger RNA from Canariomyces notabilis, 2196 nucleotides. Its product is annotated as WD40 repeat-like protein. NCBI's taxonomy places the organism in Eukaryota, Fungi, Ascomycota, Sordariomycetes, Sordariales, Chaetomiaceae. Gene Ontology annotation, biological process: nucleosome assembly; DNA replication-dependent chromatin assembly. Gene Ontology annotation, cellular component: CAF-1 complex; nucleus. Bases 1 to 2196 code for a protein of 731 amino acids. The transcript has 5 exons. The record is from RefSeq and is a predicted model, not a curated record. Gene Ontology annotation, molecular function: protein binding.
AUGAAGGCCACUCCGUUGAUUGUGAACUGGCACCAUGACAACAAUAACCCUUACCCCAUCUACUCGGCCCACUUCGAGCCCAAUGGCAAAGGGCGCUUGGCCACGGGUGCAGGAGACAACAAUGUUCGAUUAUGGAAGAUCGAAGAGGAUGGCGAGGACCGACGGGUCGAAUACUUAGCGACGCUCUCGAAGCACACACAAGCAGUAAAUGUCGUCCGCUGGGCCCCAAAGGGCGAACUCCUGGCAUCUGCCGGUGAUGAUGGCAACGUUAUAUUAUGGGUUCCCUCGGACGCGCCACCCCAUCAAGCUUUUGGCUCCGAUGGCCUUGACGACAAGGAAACAUGGCGGAUAAAGCAUAUGUGUCGGUCUCUGGGGACUGAGAUAUACGAUCUCGCUUGGUCACCGGAUGCUUCGUUUUUCAUCAUUGGAAGCAUGGAUAAUGUUGCACGGAUCUACAACUCUGGCACAGGUACUCUCGUGCGCCAGAUUGCCGAGCACAGCCACUACGUUCAGGGUGUAGCUUGGGACCCAUUGAACGAGUAUAUCGCAACUCAGUCAUCAGAUCGGUCCGUCCACAUCUACUCGCUCAAGACUAAGGAUGGCCAAUACACGCUCCACAGUCACGACGACAAACCUCCAAAAAUUGCGAGCCAUGCCAAAGCGGACCUUCCGCCGCGGCGGAUAUCCUCCAGCAGCCCAGCGCCGCCCGAACUCAGCUACCGGUCUGUUCUUGCGGCCGUAGAUGCUGUUCCAGGCGUCGCUAUGGGCUCGCCGGUUCCAUCAGCGCCCGGAACCCCAACGUCCAUAGCGCUUCCUAUGAAUCCGCCCAGCGUGAUCAGCCACAGCCGGAGGUCAUCCUUCUCUUCAAGGCGUUCAGUUUCGCCUGCGCCGUCAAUGCCGCUGCCGGCCGUUAUGCCGAUUGAAGCGUCUCCGAAGCCGCACCUGAAUAAUACGAGCUUGGGCAUGAAGAGUGCAAGUCUCUAUGCGAACGAGACGCUAACGUCUUUCUUCCGGAGACUCACGUUCACCCCCGACGGUAGCCUCCUCCUCACACCUGCUGGGCAGUACCAGACUCAACACCAGGUGGAAGGUGGAAAGCCCACGUAUGAGGUUAUCAAUACUGUCUACAUUUACACGCGGGGUGGCAUCAACAAGCCUCCCGUCGCUCACCUGCCUGGCCACAAGAAGCCGUCGGUCGCAGUGAGAUGCUCUCCCGUUGUGUACACGCUGAGGCAAUCUCCGCCUGUCACCAAGCACAUUACUAUCGAUACAUCGUCUGCUGAGGAGCCGAUUCCAUCACUCCCCGAGCCUCUGUCCAAGCCGUCGCCAGCUCCGUCGGUUAUGGAGCCUCCACCGCCUCCGGCCCCGGUAGAUACAUCUUCCUCAACCUCGAAGUCCUUGAGUUUAGAAACCAGUGUGCAAACUCCAGGACCCAAGGCCGUCUUCACACUGCCGUACCGGAUGAUUUACGCCGUGGCAACCCAAGACUCGGUCUUCUUGUAUGACACGCAGCAAUACACUCCCAUCUGUAUCGUGAGCAACCUGCACUGCGCCACUUUUACAGAUCUGGCCUGGUCUGCUGACGGCCUGACGCUGUUGAUCUCAUCCUCAGACGGAUUUUGCUCGACGCUUUCAUUCUCACCCGGAGAACUAGGCACCGUCUACACGGGUGAACUUGGGCCCCCAAAACAGUCGGGAAUAGGCAUAUCUUCUAGCCAAAACACACCUGCUCCAACGCCAACCUCGGUCUUUGCCCCGCCAUCCCCGUUUCCAAACGGCUCUCACCACAGGCAUCGGGACUCUACCAGUUCAUUCACCGCUCCUUCUCCGCCAACGAUGACGGCGCCAUUUGUCGGCCUACGGUCGGGGUCACCUGCACGGUCUAACUCGACCUCUUCAAUUGUCACGCAGCCUGGCGCUGUGCAGGGGGGCGUGCUGACAAAUCCGCCGUUGAUAGCGGGCCAAGUACCCAGCAUUGCCGCGACUCAUUCGAGCAAGGUUGUGGGCGUUCCGAUUACAACACCUCCAGAGACGCCCCAACCCUCAUUUACAGCACCCACGGGUACCAAGAGAGAGACGAGCGACAGCGAGACGACCGAAUCCGGCAGCCAGGCCAAGCGGAGACGGAUAGCGCCCACCCCGGUCACCGAGGGUUCGCAGCAGUCUGGCGCCGGCAGCGAGGAGACCAAGAGUUAG